CUGUAUUCUUAAAGCUCGCGAAGAUGGUGGGGUUUCUUUUGGGAAUCCUGUAUUGGGAAUAGCGCCGGUGUCAUAGGAACAGGCGCGGAACAAUAUAUCUCCGGGGGGCUUAGAAGCCAACGAACAACUGGAGUGACGGCGGCCCGAAUCCCCAGAGACGCCGAUGAGCCACACCUCAGCCAUCAAUCAGCGCCUAGUUUUGGUUUGGUGGGGUAAUCAUCAUUCAACUCCAGUCGCCCUGGCACUUCGUAUCACUGUUGCCAACAUAUACGCAUGCACCAGCAAUGAGACUAGGGGAUGCCUCAAAAUCUCCAUGAAACCAGACCGCAUCUCUAAGCUGACUCCCGCCGGCCAUGGCCGAUGUACAAAUAGCUCCCAGCUUUGGGGCCGAGCUCAAGGAUGCAUUUAAACCAGUCAACUCUUGGGUGUCACAGGGCAUCUCAUGGCUCGACGAUAUACAGCAAUUUUACCGAGAGCGGAGUGUGAUCGAGAAGGAAUAUGCCGCCAAACUCAAUGUCCUGGCAAAGAAGUACUUCGAGAAGAAGGCGAAGAAGUCCGGCACGCUAAGUGUUGGCGAUACGCCGGCAAUGACUCCUGGGUCUUUGGAGAGUGCUUCCCUGACAACCUGGACCACGCAGCUUACGACGCUUGAAUCGCGGGCAGCCGAGCACGACCGAUACGGGAACGAGUUGGUCCAAAAUGUUGCAGAGCCCCUGCGAAAUCUCGGGCUCAGGUAUGAAGAUAUCCGGAAACGCCACGCCGAUUAUGCGGAUAAAUUGGAGAAAGAGCGCGACUCUACAUACAGUGACCUGAAGAAGACCAAGGCUAAAUACGACGCGGCAUGCCAGGAAGUCGAGAACAAGCGGAAGAAGGCAGAGUCGGCAUUCGACUAUUCAAAGGCCAAAGCGCAAAAUUCGUAUCAGCAGCAACUCUUGGAAAUGAACAAUGCCAAAAACACAUACCUAAUCGCCAUCCGGGCCACGAACAAGCAACAGGAAAUGUACUAUCAUGAGUAUGUCCCGGAUGUACUAGAUGGCCUUCAGGAUUUGAACGAGGCUCGAACGACAAAACUAAACGGGCUGUGGUCCCUAGCUGCAUCGUUGGAGCUUGGAAUGAUCAAGAGAAGCACAGAUAUCAUCAAUUACCUCGCACAGGAAAUCCCGAGAAACAUUCCCACGUUGGACACCAUGAUGUUUGUCCGGCACAAUGCUGCGCCGUGGCAAGAGCCGGUCAAUAAGACAUUCGAGCCCAGCCCCGUAUGGCACGAUGAUGACUCCAUGAUUGUGGAUGAACCCGCAAAGGUCUUCCUACGGAAUAUGCUCAACAAGAGCAAGGGCCAGCUGGGAGACCUACGUAGAGACGUCGAUAUGAGGAGAAAGGAAGUAGAAGGGUUGAAGCGGGUUCAGCAGGCUGUUCGAGAGGGCAAGGAUAAGAGGGAUGAGGUUGUGGUUUGGUCGCAGCUGCUCAUAGCGCAAGAGAACCUCCACGAUUCCGAUCACAAGAGGCUAAAUGUCGAGGUCGAAACAACCACGAUUACGACUACGAUUGGUGACCUUACGAUAGGAGCGAAGAACCACAACUUCAAAUCACAGACGUUCAAGAUUCCGACGAACUGCGACCUCUGCGGAGAGAGGAUCUGGGGCCUUUCAGCGAAGGGCUUCGACUGCCGCGAUUGUGGGUACACGUGCCACAGCAAGUGCGAAAUGAAGGUUCCUGCCGAGUGCCCAGGGGAGCAGAGCAAAGAUGAGAAGAAGAAGCUCAAGGCAAGUAGGCAAGAGGGCGGAGGUCACGGGAAGACUCCCUCGGUGGCUGGGAAUGGUGAUAUGCCUUCCGAGUUACCAGCGCCGCUCAGUAGGUCAAACACGAUGAACUCGUUGAGUUCCGGGUAUGCAGCGAGCGCAAACCGCUCCGUCACGAGAGGAGGCCCGCAGUCACCAACGGCAGAACCACAAUUACCAGAUCGAAGCUCAAAGCCGGCCGGGACAUUACGAAAGGCGCGCAUCGUUGCGCCUCCCCCGACGAGCUAUAUCAGUGAGCUGCCAGGGAGUAGUGCGAAUGGGGCAUCGGGCGGACUAGGGGUACGAUCAUCGGAGCCAAGAGGGAAGAUGCUCUACGCUUACGAUGCGAGCGGUGAAGGCGAGAUCUCUGUUGGUGAGGGAGAUGAGGUUACUAUCACGGAGCCUGAUGAUGGCUCUGGGUGGGUGAAGGUCAAGUCAGGAUUCAGGGAAGGGCUCGUUCCAGGGUCAUACCUCGAAAUGAUGCCUUCGCCGUCCCCUGCGCUAUCUGCAGCACGCCCUGGAUCUACACACUCCAACUCGGGAUCGUCGGUUGCCGGCAGUGUGAGCAAGAAGCAGGGACCCGCGGUGGCCCCUAAACGCGGCGCGAGAAAGCUUCGAUACGUUGAGGCUCUCUAUGAUUACACGGCACAGAGCGAUGCGGAGCACAACAUGCUGGAGGGCGAUAGAUUUGUCCUCAUCAAAGAGGACCCCGGGGAUGGUUGGUCGGAGGUGGAGCGGGGAGGGGUUACCAAAAGCGUACCAGCCAACUAUGUACAGCUUGUAUAGAGGACGGCCUCUGGAGGCAUCUGUUGUUGUUGUUGUUUAUCACGAGCGAAAGAGAGCGCGUAGUACGUACUUUCUGUAGAGUACUGUAUGUAAGGGUUCGAAGAGUUCAGCACAGUCCAUGCGAUCAGUUUUUGUAUAAUACUCCGUUGGUACUAACUUUGGCC
This is a messenger RNA of Pseudogymnoascus verrucosus, 2728 nucleotides long. RefSeq lists its product as uncharacterized. Bases 354 to 2564 code for a protein of 736 amino acids. The transcript has 4 exons. NCBI's taxonomy places the organism in Eukaryota, Fungi, Ascomycota, Leotiomycetes, Thelebolales, Thelebolaceae. The record is from RefSeq and is a predicted model, not a curated record. Gene Ontology annotation, molecular function: protein binding. Gene Ontology annotation, biological process: regulation of actin filament polymerization.